Messenger RNA from Diaporthe amygdali, 3759 nucleotides. Its product is annotated as DUF221 domain-containing protein. NCBI's taxonomy places the organism in Eukaryota, Fungi, Ascomycota, Sordariomycetes, Diaporthales, Diaporthaceae. Bases 1 to 3759 code for a protein of 1252 amino acids. Gene Ontology annotation, cellular component: plasma membrane. Gene Ontology annotation, molecular function: calcium-activated cation channel activity. The record is from RefSeq and is a predicted model, not a curated record. The transcript has 5 exons.
AUGUCGGAUUUGAGCAAUAUCACCGACCCCAGCGCCGGCACCGCCAAGGCGGUUUCCGGUCAGGGCCUCGAGACCUUCCUCGCAUCCGUGGGAGUCUCCGUCGCUGUGGCCUUUGCUCAGGUCUCUCUAUUCCUGCUCCUCAGGAACAAGCUAGCAAGAAUUUACAAACCCAAGUCCUUCUUGGUACCCGAGAGAGAGCGGACCGAACCCCCGCCGGCGAGUCCCUGGGCGCUCAUCAGGACCAUUAUGAACUUCAGUGACAGGGAGAUCAUCAAAAAGUGUGGUUUGGACGCCUACUUCUUCAUGCGGUACCUCAAGACCCUCUUGGUCAUAUUCGUCCCUCUGGCCUGCAUAAUUCUGCCCAUCCUCUUACCUGUCAACUUCAUUGGCGGCUACGGCAGGAAUUUGUGGACGAAUUCCACCGAUGCCGACUCCGAUCCCUCGAGCAACACCACUGUCGUGGGACUCAGCACUCUGUCAUGGUCCAACGUCAGGCUAGAGAAUGCCGACCGCCGCUGGGCACAUCUCAUGCUGGCACUUGUGGUCAUUGUCUGGGUCUGCUUCGUCAUCUUCUCCGAGAUGAGGGUGUAUAUCAAGGUGCGACAGGACUGGCUGACCAGCGCUGAACAUCGGCUGAGGGCCUCUGCCAAUACUGUGCUCGUCUCGUCCAUCCCGGAGAAGUGGUUAUCUGAAGAGGCGUUGAGGGGGCUCUUCGACGUGUUCCCAGGCGGAAUUAGGAAUAUCUGGCUGACACGCGACUUUUCCCCACUCCUUGAGAAGAUUAAAAAGAGAGAAGAGAUCCAUCUGCAGCUUGAAAGCGCAGAAAGUGAUCUGAUUCGCAAGUGCAAGAAAAACCAGCUGAAAAAGCGCGACCAAGAAGAGAAGCGGAGGCGGAAGGAACUCAGAACGAAUAAGCCUACCAAGGCUGAGAAAUUACAGAGGCAAAAGGACGAAGACGAGGCGGCCAGGCGUAGGGCCGAGACGGAACAAGGCAUCAGCUAUGGAGACCACGAGGAAACCCCUCAUAAUGCGGAGCAGGUUGCUGCGGAAGGCACCGAGACUAACGAGAUCGAGCCUCACCGGAACGGACCGACGCUGAAUCCUUUCGCAACUGUUCUGGAUGGUGGCAUUUUGAAGGUCGGCCAGGGGCUCAAGGGUGGUGCGAACAAGCUUGGUAAAGCUGGUGCUGGCUUGGGUGCUGGCUUAGUGGGUGGCAUAUCGGCUCUUGGCCAUGGUGUCGACAACGAGCUGGAAAGAAGCGGUGGUUUCGAGUUUGUUAAGCCAGGAGCCGGACCCUCAGCGAUUCCAGAAAACCGAGCCGACGAUCGCCCCAACGGACCGACAGACAAGCGUGUGCAGAUACUGGUUGACAAGCCAAAGCAAUCGUUUGCAACGGAACGCAGCCAGACCCCAUCCGAGCCUUAUGGGAAGGAAUCCAUGCAACAAGAGCUUCACCCCACGCACUAUGGAAACACGGUUCGCAAAUUAGAAAACGUUGAAGACUUGUAUGUGAAGGAAGAGACACGAUGGUGGCAGUUUUGGAAGCCGCCAUCGGGGGGAUACGCCUCACCCGUCCCGCAGGGUGCCGAGAACAACGAGUACCCAUUCACCGACCAGAGAUCGCUGUGGGCCAAGAUCAAGCAGCAUAUCCCUUUUAUGGGCGAGGAAGAGGAAAAACUCGAAUAUCCUCCAUUUGUAAACCCCGGACAGGAGGAGGAUUACCAGGAGAGAGCCGGCGCUGAGUGGGAGAAAUGGAUCAAGCCCAAGGACCGCCCGCACCAUCGACUUGCUAUAUUUGAAUGGACGCCCGGUUGGCUUCCAGGGCUGCCCUUGCUGAACAAGAAGGUCGACACUAUCUACUGGUGCCGGAAGGAGCUUGCUCGCUGGAACGUGGAGAUCGAGGAGGACCAGAAAAAUUCGGAGCGUUUCCCUAUCAUGACAUCCGCCUUCAUCCAGUUCAACAACCAGGUCGCAGCCCACAUGGCCUGCCAGAGUGCGAUCCACCAUAUACCCAAGACGAUGGCUCCGAGGGUCGUUGAAAUUUCACCAGAUGAUGUCAUAUGGGACAACAUGGCGAUGAGCUGGUGGAUGCAGUGGACACGAGUCCUUCUCGCCUGUGGCUUUGUGUUCGGAAUGAUCAUUCUGUGGACUUUCCCCGUUGCGUUUUCCGCUGGUCUCGCUUCCAUUGAUGAUCUCAUCUCUAAGUACGAGUGGCUGAGUUUCCUCAAGGUUAACGAAAAGGUACACGACUUCGUGAAGUUGGCCGCAGGUGUCUUGCCGCCCGUCCUCCUGGCUGUCCUCCUGGCGCUUGUGCCUCUUAUCCUGGGCUUCGUCGCAGAGUUUCAGGGCGUCAAGACAGGGUCGUCAAAGUCGGAAUGGGUGCAGACCUAUUACUUCUUUUUCCUCUUUGUGCAAGUCUUCCUAGUCGUCAGUGUUUCGACGUCAGCCAUAAACACGCUGCUCGCCGUUGCACAACACGUUGAAGAGCUGCCGACCAUCCUCGCCCAGAAUCUACCAGACUCGGCCAAUUACUUCUUCUCGUAUCUUGUAUUGCAGGGUGCCUCUGUGAGCUCUGGAACCCUCCUACAAGUAGCGGGCUUGGCCAUGUGGUAUAUUCUCUCGAGACUCUUCGACAACACUGUUCGAGCCAAAUUCAAGCGCCAGAUUUCGCUGCCGCAGGUUAGCUGGGGUUCAUUCUUCCCUGUGUACACCAAUUUCGCCUGCAUCGCCAUCAUUUUCUCCGUCAUCGCGCCGCUCAUGACGGUAUUUGCCAUUAUCAACUUCAGUAUGCUCUGGUGUGCUCAUCGUUACAACAUGCUUUAUGUGACCCGCUUCAGAACAGACACAGGUGGAGUGUUGUACCCAAGGGCGCUCAAUCAGACGUUUACAGGACUUUAUGUCAUGGAGAUAUGUCUACUUGGCCUUUUCUUGAUUCAAUCAUCGACUUGCUACCCGCAGGCUAUAAUCAUGGUCAUCGCCGUGGCAUUAACGGCGCUCUACCAAGUAUUUUUGAAUCGCGAGUUUGGUCCUCUCACGCGGCACCUUCCCAUCACCUUUGAAGACGAGGCGGUUUUGAGAGACCAGGCCUUCCAGAAAGCACAAGACCGACGCUUAGGGAUCAUUACCGACGAUGACGAGGCAACGACUCUCCGCAGCAUCAAGAGCUACGACGAUAAGGACAUCGAGAUGCAGGACCUGGAUGGCAACGGUGGCAGGGCCCCUCACUCCCAGAAUGAGCAUGACGCAUCACCGAAGACUCACCGCAAGAAUCUUUCCUCUGGAGGAGGCAGUCUCCGCUCGAAGCUGAUUAACCCUGUCUCAACACUGAAGCACGCCGGGACCUGGGCGGUGCAGAGUGGGAACACCAUGAAGAACGCUACUCUGGGCCGAGCCGAAGAGAACCUCAAGACGGCGGCCGAGUAUAGGCGGCAGCGGCGGGGAAAGGAGCUCGAGGCGCAGCGCGCGAUUGGUGAGGCGCUGUACGGAGGUUUCGCAGACGAAAUCGAGGACCUCACGCCUGAGGAGCGCAACCAGCUCGUACAGAAGGCCUUCACGCACUCGGCUGUGCGCGCGCGGAGGCCCGUGGUCUGGAUCCCGCGUGACGACCUCGGUGUGUCGGACGACGAGGUGCGCCGCACCAACGACUACAGCGAGCACAUCUGGAUCAGCAACGAGGGCACGGCUCUCGACUCAAAAUGCCGCGCCGUUUACGGCCGCGCCCCGCCCGACUUCUCCGAGCUCGACCUCAUCCAGCUGUGA